AUGAGUUUCUAUUCUCGCCGGCCUUUUUGGAUGCGCCACACCCCCUACGCCGUGGCCUCGAGACCAAGCACCUCCGUUGAAGAGUUCCGCCACCUGUUGCAGUCUAGCACCAGAAUCCUCGCCCUUUGUGGCGCUGGCCUAUCAGCCCCUUCCGGCCUCUCCACAUAUCGUGGCGCCGGUGGGCUAUGGCGCAACCACUCACCGGCCUCGCUGGCAACCCCUGAAGCCUUUGAGGAUGACCCAGCCCUGGUGUGGUUGUUCUACGCCUGGCAAAAACACGUGGCGAUCAAAGCUUCCCCGAACGCUGGUCACUACGCACUCGCUGAGCUGGCCAAGCGGAAAGAGGGCUUCUUGUGCCUAACUCAAAAUAUCGAUGGGCUGUCGCCUCGCGCAGGUCAUCCGCUGGACCAAUUGAAACUACUGCACGGUAGUAUUCUGGACCUGAAGUGUUCUGACGAGUGCGGCUACUUUGAGAAGGAUAAUACAGAUGAUCCGCCAUGCGAGGCCCUAGCCGAGGCCGCAAAGAACUAUCCGCCGGAUCAGACGAUGCCACUCGUUGAUCCUCUGAAACCGCUACCCUCCAUCCGCGAGGAAGACCUGCCUCAUUGCCCGCAGUGCCAGACGGGACUGCUUCGGCCUGGGGUCGUCUGGUUUGGCGAGGCGGUGAAUGACAGCAUGCUGAGGGGUAUUGACGGCUGGAUAUCGGAGGGCAGUAUCGAUCUGAUGCUCGUCAUCGGCACCGGAGCCACGGUGCAGCCAGCUGCAAGUUAUGUGCGCCAAGCCCAACAGGCUGGUGCUGUUGUCGCGGUUAUCAACCCCGACGCCGGUACUCAGGCAGGGCUAGGCAGGAAGGACUUCUUCUUUCGGGGCGAUGCUGCUGAAUUCUUGCCUGUAUUGUUUGAGGGUGUGAUUGGGGAGCUGCGUGAAGGACAAGAUCUAAGCAUGGGAUGA
Clonostachys solani is the source of this 951-nucleotide messenger RNA. The record is from the annotation of a GenBank genome assembly. NCBI's taxonomy places the organism in Eukaryota, Fungi, Ascomycota, Sordariomycetes, Hypocreales, Bionectriaceae.